AUGUCUCUUAGUGCCUUACAAUGUAUUAUGAACCCUGACAUUGUACUCAGGCUCGCUCACACACAACUUCUGCCAGUCAUUAAGAAAGCUCCAGUGAUAGUGAGUACUACCUCAACUACAGUUGGUCUUCGAUGGGAUGCAUGGUCUGAAGAAGAUGACAUAGGUGAUCCUCCUCUGGUAGGAUAUGAUGUCUUUGUAAUGGAGGAUGGUGACUGGGUAAUGGAUCAGAGAGCAAACCAACUCACAACAUCGGCCAUCGUUAGUAACCUGACACCCGACACAGAUUACAGGUUUGGUGUAGCAGCAGUGAGGGAAGGAACAGGUGGAACAGGACCCAUGUCUCAUACGAACAACACAAUAACUCUCUGUAGAAAACCCAGUGCUUCUCCAACUGGACUACAAGUUUCAGCCAUCAACCAUAAAGAGCUAGAGGUGACAUGGGAGCACCUCCCGUCGAAAUCAGCAGAAUGCAGGAGUGGAGUGACCAAUUAUAUGAUCUACUACGCUCCAACUGGAUCAACUUCUUCAAACUCUAUCUUGGUUCGUAAUGACACAAGCUCUUACACGUUAGGAGGGUUGGAUACUUAUCUGAACUAUACCAUUCAAUUAACUGCAUCAAAUAAAGACGAGGAAAGUGACAGGAGCAGUGAGACUAUCGGCAAAACACUUGAAGAAGUUGCACCUAGUCCUAUCAAUGUGGCUAUACCGCGGAGUACUACAAGCUCCUUCACUGUAUCCUGGUCUACCCCUCUACCAUCUAACAUCAAUGGUAACAUCCAGAAGUAUAUCAUCCGCUACCAGCAAACUGAUCCCGUUGUUAAUGGUGACUAUACGUCAGAGGAAGUAUUGAACGGUGCGUUUGAAGGAGAGCAUACUGUGGUAGAUCUACCCCGUGAAAUCAACUAUACAGUCCAGGUACAGACUGUUAAUGUAGCUGGUUCUAGUAAUUGGUCAGAACCUGUGAAUGCGAAGACGAUACAAUCAGCUAAUUGA
Molecule: messenger RNA, 993 nt
Organism: Strongylocentrotus purpuratus (purple sea urchin)
Lineage: Eukaryota; Metazoa; Echinodermata; Echinoidea; Camarodonta; Strongylocentrotidae
Product: protein sidekick-1-like
Exons: 7
Coding region: 1-993 (330 amino acids)
Molecular function (GO): protein binding
Source: RefSeq, a predicted model, not a curated record